Molecule: messenger RNA, 843 nt
Organism: Pistacia vera
Lineage: Eukaryota; Viridiplantae; Streptophyta; Magnoliopsida; Sapindales; Anacardiaceae
Exons: 2
Coding region: 125-610 (161 amino acids)
Source: RefSeq, a predicted model, not a curated record
AGAAUCAGUUAUUAGUAACCAGCCAAACAGGCCCUUAAGCUUGUGAUAAAAUUCACAAACCCCUGAUCCGAAACCCUAACAAGUAAAAACGAGACGAACUCUGCUAAAAAAUGUUUCUCUCCUUAUGCGAAACCUUCUGCAGAAUCCAAACCCUAAUGCAUCACUCAUUCUACUCGCUGCUUCGACUCGGUCUCCGCUAAGACUCUACUCGUCCGACUCAAACGACUCCUCUAUUGACCAAGACCUCCCUGCCUCCGCUUCUGAAUCCACCCAGGAGAAGGACGCGUCUCUCGAUGUUCAGGAUGUGGGUAAUAAAGACCUGAGAAACAAGUUAGCGUGGAUCCUAGAGGACGCGAUUAUUAAAUAUGGGUUGGCCAGAGAUGGUGAAUCAGAUGGAGAAUCAGAUGGUGAAUCAGAUGGUGAAUCAGAUUAUCAAGCAAAUUAUCAAUCAGAUGGUGAACGAUGGGUUUACCGGAGCCAAAAACAGAUGCUUUGCGAUUUGGUUCGGCGGGGGCAUAUUCGAAACCCAGCAGAAAAUGGCUUAGAGAUGCGGUUCGUCGGGGGCAUCUUGAUAUUCAUGAAAUCCCAGAACCAGGUGACUAUGAAUUAGUUGAUGAAUCAGAUGAUGAAGAUAAGGAUUAUCAAUCUACUGGAAAAUGAGAUGCUUGGCGAUUUGAUAUUCUUGAAAGAGUAAUGUCAUGCUUACUCACCAUCUUACUAUCCUGUGUAAUUAUAACGCAAAUGUACGGGUACUAUACGUAUAGUAACCGUACUAUACCGUUAUAUUUACCAGGAUAGUAAGAUCGUUAGUAAGAUUGUGAGUAAGCGUAGUUUUAUUGUUUA